GCAUUCUUUUCCUUAACGGCUUCUCUCUCUUGAAAGAACAAAAAGGUUUGCUCUUCCAAUUUCCUCAAACAGAGCUUCCCCAUCUCUCCUUUCUUCUCUCUCUCUCCAUCUCCCAAUAUCUUCAUCAUCAUCUUCUUCUUCUUCUUCUUCUUCUUCUCCUACUCCUCCUCCUCCAGCUUUGAAAUACUAUAACUCCUUUUCUAAUGCUAUUUCCAGGAACCAAAAAUGGUGUUUUUUACGAAGAACUUCUAAAUCUCUUCGCUUUUCACCAGCACAAUGGAGCAAGGAAAAGGAAUUGUUUUCUGCAACACAGAGCAGGAAUACCAGACGGAUUUACCUCCAGGUUUCCGCUUUCAUCCCACAGACGAAGAACUAAUCACUCACUAUCUCUCCAUAAAGGUUCUGGACACCAACUUCGAUCCAAGAGCCAUUGGUGUGGUCGAUCUGAACAAGUGCGAGCCAUGGGAGCUCCCCAAGAGAGCCAAGCUUGGAGAAAAGGAAUGGUAUUUCUUCUGCAUAAGAGACCGAAAGUAUCCCACCGGUCUGAGAACAAAUCGAGCCACUGAUAGUGGUUACUGGAAGGCAACGGGAAAGGAUAAGGAGAUUUAUAAGGGGAAGAUGAUCGUCGGAAUGAAGAAGACGCUGGUUUUUUAUAGAGGUAGAGCUCCAAGAGGAGAAAAGAGUAAUUGGGUGAUGCAUGAGUUCAGAUUGGAAGGGAAACAUUCAGCUUAUAGUUUACCUGGAGCUACAAAGAACGAGUGGGUAAUCUGCAGAGUUAUGAAAAAAAGCUUGGUUGGGAAUGGGAAGAAGGCUUUUGCAGUAACAGGAAAAACUGGUUCUUUUUCUCAUGGAGAAGAGAUGGAGAUGGGACGUCUUGCUCCUACUCCGACUCCAACUCCGCCGCCAUUAAUGGACAUGCAAGCUCACGUGACCUGCUUCUCCAACGCCAUGGAGGGUCAAAAGAUUCAAGACCCUGAGCUCUUCCGCUUCUUCAACCCUUCCUUUCAUGCUAACUCUUCUGCAGAUAUGUCUUCCAUCUUCUUCUCCAAUUUCUCUGGUAACGGAUUCAUGAACUUGCUCGAAGGUGAUCUAAUCGCGAAGCAGGGAUGCAAGAUGGAGAGGGAGAUGCUAAGCAUCUCUCAGGAAACCGGUCUUACCAGCGAUAUAAACCCAGAGAUCUCCUCAGGUAAUGAAAUUGGGAGGAGUAACUAUGGAGAGUGCCUCUGGAAUUAUGAGAACUAAUUCUCCCUGAAUCUGAAUAUUGAAAAAUCAAUUAAUAGAUUGUAUUUCUGGAUUGUGUAUAAGUAGCAUUUGUGUAUGUUUGUCCUCUCUGGAUUCAUAAUAUAGCAGUAGAGACAUGAUUGUUCUG
Messenger RNA from Phalaenopsis equestris, 1369 nucleotides. RefSeq names its product NAC domain-containing protein 100-like. The transcript is spliced from 4 exons. The record is from RefSeq and is a predicted model, not a curated record. The coding region runs from base 277 to 1242 and encodes 321 amino acids. NCBI's taxonomy places the organism in Eukaryota, Viridiplantae, Streptophyta, Magnoliopsida, Asparagales, Orchidaceae. Gene Ontology annotation, biological process: regulation of DNA-templated transcription. Gene Ontology annotation, molecular function: DNA binding.